AUGAAAAUAAAUGGCAGCCGACUGAUGAACAGUUCUUCACUGACCCCGCACGAAGUGACACUGAGUCGCCCUGCAUGGGUGCCUCCAACUUUGGGAGGGUUUUUGAUUUUCACGAUCGUCGUUGACAUUCUGGGCAACCUGCUGGUAAUUUUCUCCGUGUACAGAAACAAGAAACUAAGGAACGCAGGAAACAUAUUCGUGGUGAGCCUGGCCGUAGCGGACUUGGUGGUGGCCGUGUACCCUUACCCCCUGGUGCUGGUGUCCAUCUUCCACAACGGGUGGAACCUGGGCUUCUACCACUGCCAGGUCAGCGGCUUCCUGAUGGGCCUGAGCGUCAUCGGCUCCAUCUUCAACAUCACGGGCAUCGCCGUCAACCGCUACUGCUACAUCUGCCACAGCCUCAAGUACGACAAGCUGUACAGCGACAAGAACUCGCUCUGCUACGUGCUGCUCAUCUGGCUGCUGACGGUGGUGGCCAUCGUGCCCAACUUCUACGUGGGCUCGCUGCAGUACGACCCGCGCGUCUACUCGUGCACGUUCGCGCAGUCGGCCAGCUCGGCGUACACCAUCGCCGUGGUCUUCUUCCACUUCCUGCUGCCCAUCAUGAUCGUCAGCUACUGCUACCUGCGCAUCUGGAUCCUGGUCAUCCAGGUGCGGCGGCGGGUCAAGCCCGAGUUCCGGCCCAAGCUCACGCCGCACGACGUGCGGAACUUCGUCACCAUGUUCGUGGUGUUCGUGCUGUUCGCCGUCUGCUGGGCGCCGCUCAACUUCAUCGGCCUGGCGGUGGCCAUCAACCCGGCGCGCGUGGCGCCGCUCAUCCCCGAGUGGUUCUUCGUCUCGAGCUACUUCAUGGCCUACUUCAACAGCUGCCUUAACGCCAUCGUCUACGGACUGCUCAACCAAAACUUCAGGCGCGAGUACAACAAGAUUAUCGUCUCGCUUUGCACAGCCAAGAUGUUCUUCCCCGACAGCUCCAACGACGCCGCCGAGCGCAUCAAGAGCAAACCGUCGCCGCUGAUGACAAACAACAACCAAGUUAAAGUAGACUCGGUCUGA
Molecule: messenger RNA, 1056 nt
Organism: Sardina pilchardus (European sardine)
Lineage: Eukaryota; Metazoa; Chordata; Actinopteri; Clupeiformes; Clupeidae
Gene: mtnr1ab
Product: melatonin receptor 1A b
Exons: 2
Coding region: 1-1056 (351 amino acids)
Biological process (GO): G protein-coupled receptor signaling pathway
Cellular component (GO): plasma membrane
Molecular function (GO): melatonin receptor activity
Source: RefSeq, a predicted model, not a curated record